ACUGGAUGCUCAGGCUCCCGGGAAGCCGCGAGUUUCCGCAGGGAAGCGGCGGCAGGAGCUGCGGCCGGGCGGUCUGCAGUCUGGGCUCAGAGACCUCGCCACUCACAGUGAAAGUAAUGCCUUUUCUCCAUCUGCACAAAAUGAGCGUGAGGUGGUUAACCAGACCCGGAGCUCACCCUCACACAGAGUCCAGCCUACUGCUCUGAUGCCGAAAGGGAGGCCGAAAGUGCCAUACUUGGACACCCCCCUGGGCCAGCCCUCCCGCCUCUGGCUGGAAAUAGCUGGGCUCUUCUUACUGCUUCCCUGGGUUAUGGGCGUGACAGAGACAGGAGGGCCAGAGGCCCAGGGUCCAGGGAGGCUCAGCUGGGCUGUGCGUCUGAAUGGCCUGCAAGGUGAAGGGAAAGAAGAGACUCUGGAGCAGCAAGCAGACACCUUGGCCCGGGCCGUGGGGCUGGUGAAUGCUGGACGCAUCGGAGAACUUCGUGGGCACUACCUCUUUGUCCAGCCACCUGGGCACAGGCAGGACCAACAGGUGGAGGUUAUGCGGCGGCAGAUAGAGGCUGUAUUGACCGGGCAUGAAGCUGUGCGUUGGCACUCAGAGCAGAGACUGUUAAAGCGAGCCAAACGCAGCGUCCACUUCAAUGAUCCCAAGUACCCACUGCAGUGGCACCUGAAUAACCGGCGGGCCCCUGGCAGGGACAUCAAUGUGACAGGUGUAUGGGAACGCAACGUAACAGGGCGAGGGGUGACUGUGGUGGUCGUGGAUGACGGAGUUGAGCACACCAUCCAGGAUAUUGCGCCCAACUAUAGCCCCGAGGGCAGCUAUGACCUCAACUCUAAUGACCCGGACCCCAUGCCUCACCCCGACAUGGAGAACGGCAAUCACCACGGCACCCGCUGUGCGGGGGAGAUCGCGGCGGCACCCAACAACAGCUUCUGCGCAGUCGGCGUGGCCUAUGGCAGCCGCGUGGCAGGUAUCCGGGUACUGGAUGGACCUCUCACCGACAGCAUGGAGGCUGUGGCGUUCAACAAGCACUAUCAGAUCAAUGACAUCUACAGCUGCAGCUGGGGUCCGGAUGAUGAUGGGAAGACAGUGGAUGGACCCCAUCAGCUUGGAAAGGCUGCCCUGCAGCAUGGGGUGAUGGCUGGUCGCCGGGGAUUUGGGAGCAUCUUUGUGGUAGCCAGUGGUAAUGGAGGCCAGCACAAUGACAACUGCAACUACGAUGGCUACGCAAACUCCAUCUACACAGUCACUAUAGGUGCUGUGGAUGAGGAGGGACGGAUGCCUUUCUAUGCAGAAGAGUGUGCCUCGAUGCUGGCGGUCACCUUCAGCGGUGGCGACAAGAUGCUCCGGAGCAUCGUGACCACUGACUGGGACCUCCAGAAGGGCACAGGCUGCACUGAGGGCCAUACGGGGACCUCCGCGGCAGCCCCCCUCGCUGCCGGCAUGAUAGCCCUGAUGCUGCAGGUGCGGCCCUGCCUCACGUGGCGUGACGUCCAGCACAUCAUUGUCUUCACAGCCACCAGGUACGAGGAUCGCCGUGCAGAUUGGGUCACCAACGAGGCAGGCUUCAGCCACAGCCACCAGCAUGGGUUCGGCCUGCUCAACGCGUGGAGGCUCGUCAACGCGGCCAAGGUCUGGGCAUCUGUCCCUUAUUUAGCUUCAUAUGUCAGUCCAGUGUUAAAAGAGAACAAGGCUAUUCCACUGUCCCCUCGUUCCCUGGAGGUCCUGUGGAAUGUCAGCAAGAUGGACUUGGAGAUGUCGGGGCUGAAGACCCUGGAGCACGUGGCAGUGACGGUCUUCAUCACACACCCAAGACGUGGCAGCUUGGAACUGAAACUGUUUUGCCCCAGCGGCAUGAUGUCGCUCAUCGGUGCCCCCCGAAGCAUGGACUCGGAUCCCAAUGGCUUCAAUGACUGGACCUUCUCCACUGUGCGGUGCUGGGGGGAAAAAGCGAAAGGGACCUACAGGCUUGUUGUCAGGGAUGUAGGAGACGAACCUCUCCAGUCUGGCAUCCUCUGGCGGUGGCAGCUGACCCUAUAUGGCUCUGUGUGGAGUGCAGUGGACAUCAGGGACAGACAGAGGCUGUUAGAAAGUGCCAUGAGUGGAAAAUACCUCCAUGAUGGCUUCUCUCUGCCCUGCCCACCUGGGCUGGAAAUUCCUGAGGAGGAUGGUUACACUAUCACUCCAAACACCCUCAAGACGCUGGUGCUGAUAGGUUGUUUUACCAUCUUCUGGACCAUCUACUACAUGCUGGAAGUGUGCUUGAGCCAGAGGAAUGUGGCCUCUGCCCCAGUUUACAGGCGUGGACCCUGCCACAGUCCCCACCGGAAUCGAAAAACCAGGGAGAAGGGGACAGAAUUUGAAUCCAUGCCCCUUCGUGCCAGCAAAGAUCCAGAUGAGGCGGAGACUGAGAGUAGGGACCCUCCCACGACCCCCACUUCCCUUGCCCCAGACCUGAUGGACCAAGCAAACUGGAGCCUGUCCCAGAACAUCAAGAGUGUCCUGGACUCCCCUCAUCGGCACUCGUCCCCAGACCUAUUACAGGGAAAAGAACAGAUGUGCUGACCUCAGAGCCUGACAGAUGCAACAUGGACUUGGCUCUCCCUUCCUUAAAUGGGGGA
This is a messenger RNA of Elephantulus edwardii (Cape elephant shrew), 2625 nucleotides long. It is a transcript of the gene PCSK7, whose product is annotated as proprotein convertase subtilisin/kexin type 7. Bases 206 to 2569 code for a protein of 787 amino acids. Gene Ontology annotation, biological process: protein processing. Gene Ontology annotation, cellular component: Golgi membrane; trans-Golgi network. Gene Ontology annotation, molecular function: serine-type endopeptidase activity. NCBI's taxonomy places the organism in Eukaryota, Metazoa, Chordata, Mammalia, Macroscelidea, Macroscelididae. The record is from RefSeq and is a predicted model, not a curated record. The transcript is spliced from 17 exons.